GGCGCGGCGCGCGGCGGCUAUGGCGCUGUCGCGCGCGGAGCGGUGGCUCGUGCUGCUGCUGCGGCUGCUGUCGCGCGCCUGCCUGGCGCUGCUGGGGCUCGUGGCGCCCGCGCCGCCGCGCGCCGUCCCGCCGCCGCGCCGCGAGCUUCUGCUGCUGCCCGCGCGGCGGCUGGCGGCGCGGCUGCGCGCGAGACAGGUGACGUGCGUGGAGGUGGUGGAGGCCUAUGUGGAGCGGAUCAAGGAGGUCAAUCCCCUCAUCAAUGCUGUCGUUAAGGACAGGUUCGAGGAGGCCCUGCAGGAGGCCCGGCAGGUGGACAAGCUGCUGUCGGAGAGCCCUGGCAAUGACUACCUGGAGGAGAAGUUCCCCUUGCUAGGGGUGCCCAUCACUGUCAAGGAGGCCUUUUCUCUGCAUGGGAUGCCCAACACGUCUGGCUUGGUCAACCGCCGCAACGUGGUCGCCACCUCAGAUGCCACAGUGGUGUCGCGGCUGAAGCAGGCCGGCGCCAUCCCGCUGGGCGUCACCAACUGCAGCGAGCUCUGCAUGUGGUAUGAGUCCAGCAACAGGGUCUACGGCCGGACCAACAACCCCUACGACCUGCAGCGCAUCGUGGGCGGCAGCUCAGGCGGGGAGGGCGGCGUGCUGGCAGCUGCCUGCUCCGUCAUAGGUGUGGGCUCGGACAUCGGCGGCAGCAUACGGAUGCCGGCCUUCUUCAACGGAGUCUUCGGCCAUAAACCCACAACAGGGGUGGUCCCCAACGACGGCCAGUUCCCAAACGCUCGAGGUGUGCGGACCAGCUACCUGUGCACGGGGCCCAUGUGCCGCUACGCCGAGGACCUGGAGCCUGUGCUGAGGGUCAUGGCUGGUCCUGGAGUCAACAAGCUGAAGCUGAACGAAAAGGUGUCACUGGAGAAAAUAAAAUUUCACUGCAUGGAUCAUGACGGCGGGUCUGUUUUUGUGUCGCCUGUGGACAAGGAGAUCUUGCAGGCCCAAAAGAAGGUGGUGGAGCACCUCGAAAGCGAGCUGGGAGUCCAGGUUCAGCGCGUGGCAAUCCACAAGAUGAAGUAUUCCUUCCAGAUCUGGUCAGCCAUGAUGUCGUCCACGGACAGCAAUGGGCAGGUUGGUACGUCAGCCGAGCAGGCAGCGUCCUGCCUUGCUCUCACCUCCGAGCUAGGUCUCCUGAGGUUGUGGGUUGGGAUUAAUGCCCCUGAUGGUGCUGAUGGAGGGAGUGUGUGUGUGUGUGCGUUACAGGAGGCACAGCUCUUCACCGACCUGCUGGGGGAUCAUGGGAAGCCAGUGUGGCCGCUGUGGGAGCUGAUGAAGUGGCUGGUGGGGAUGUCUUCCCACACCCUGCCAGCUAUAGCACUGGGGCUGACAGAGAAGCUGAUGAAACUCAACCCUGGUGCGAAUGCCAAGCUGGUGAGCAUGGGGAAGAGCCUGCAGGAGGAGAUGGAGGCCCUGCUGGGGCCGGAUGGGGUGCUCCUGUACCCCUCCCACCCCACCGUUGCCCCCAGGCACCACUCCCCCAUAUGCACACCCUUCAACUUCGCCUACACAGCGAUCUUCAACGUGCUGGGCUUGCCGGUGACGCAGUGCCCGCUGGGCCUGAGCAGUGAGGGGCUGCCGCUGGGCAUCCAGCUGGUGGCAGCCUCCUACAAUGACCACCUGACCCUGGCCGUAGCCCGGUACCUGGAGAAGGCCUUUGGAGGAUGGGUCAUACCUGGGAAAGUUUAGCCUGGGCUCCUGGCACUGCGGGAGGCAGGGAUGGAGGCGGGGGUCCCCAGCCGAGGCAGUGGCAGGCGCUGAUCAUCGAUCCCGUCAUGGCUCUACCUGCUCUUUCCACAACCCCCUUUUGCCCUCCUGGGAGCAGAUGGCAGUGCCUCCAGCCCUGGGGAUGCCGGGCUGCUGCUGCCGGAGUUGUCAUCUCCCUGCGGCACGCUGUGCCAGGGGAGAGACCUGCCCCUGCUCCCCAUGGCCCCGCGGGAGCCCUGGUGCUGUGCUGCCUGCGGCGGCACCUCUCUCCUCCCAGGCAUGGAGACGGCCGUCUCUGCAAUGCUUGCGCCUUUGAGACGUGGAGUGAAGGCUGGGGAGCGGAGCUGCAGCCAGACUGCUCGGGGACGCCCAGCACCGCGCUCUGGCCACACUGGGCGCAUCCAUCUUCCUUGGCCUUAUCCUGCCCGUGGGGCUGGGGCUGCCCCCCUUGGCCACUGCAGGGUUUCCCCCACCUCUAACCGAGAAGUGAGAGGGGCUGGGGCAGCUGCAUGCUCAUCUCACUGGUGGGGUUUUGUGGGGUGGAUGGUGCUGGGCUCUGCCUGGCGUGUAGCUGGCAGGCAAGGGAGAAGGAGCUUUUGCUCUUGUGAGCUUUUGACAGCACUGGAAGAGCUCUUUAAAUGCUCCUCUCUGUGUGUUGUGAUGGCUAAAGCAUCUCCUGCCUGUGCUGUCUGUCCUGGAGGAUCACCCAGCCUGAUCGGCGUCCCCUCCCCCUGCCACCCACCCCAGCCCCCAUGGAAGGAGGGCAGAUGGCUGUCCCUGGGGUGGGCAGCAAGCGUGAGAUGUUCUCAGCGAGGGUGGUAUUA
Chroicocephalus ridibundus (black-headed gull) is the source of this 2574-nucleotide messenger RNA. It is a transcript of the gene FAAH2, whose product is annotated as fatty acid amide hydrolase 2. The transcript has 12 exons. The record is from RefSeq and is a predicted model, not a curated record. Gene Ontology annotation, cellular component: endomembrane system. Bases 20 to 1732 code for a protein of 570 amino acids. Lineage: Eukaryota; Metazoa; Chordata; Aves; Charadriiformes; Laridae.